AUGGCUUUUCUACGCCGAUACCUCUGGUUGUGGUCGCUGUUUCUAACACUUCUUUUCCUCUUUCUCGUCCUACGGUCUCUUCCUGUCCGUAGCCCUUUACCUUCCAUCAAGGUCUUGAAUACAGGGCACUCCCUGCAGUGCACACGCCAGUGGAAUCCAGCUGAUGAUACUGCUCCACCUGCCCAUGAACCGGUAGGAAUAGGAACACUCCGCGAUGUCAGGGAGGAGAACUUCUACCGGGGAGGAGUCUCCACGAUAGAAUUAGUGAACGGAUCUUCUCAUCCUCUUCCAGCAAUUUAUGACCCUUAUCCAGAUUAUAACCGGGAGGGUGUGGGGUUUCACGCCUGCUAUGGACCACGAGGAACCGUCUUAAAUCGCCAGGACCCCGAAGAUAUGGUUCUGGCCUAUCCAGGUCUGCAGGAGGGCUUUCCUUUCCCAAAGUACGGCUCGUAUGACGCUCUCAAACUAGACGGUUGCAGCUGUACUACUCGCUCCUCUCGCUUUGGUGCAUACGGUUACACCGAGCCGGGCCCUGACAGCUCUGGUCCGAACUCCGCAGACCAGGCUUCUUGGGAGAACGUAAACUGGAAGUCGCUCCAGACGCAGUGCCUUGAAAGGAACAGCGCCAUGUAUAAGACGCCAGAUAGCGGUUGGAAUGGUCUCCUCCCCUUGCAAUAUGAAGCCAUUCAACUCAAUGAGAAACGACACUCCUCACCAGGAUUCCAGACACGGUCGGCAGUGAUACUUCGCGCGUGGCAUGAUAUGCAAUGGACUGAAAAUAUGAAGCACCACGUUCGAGCGCUGAUAAUGGAGCUUUCGUUGCACUCUGGUGCGGAAUAUGAGGUGUUCCUCUUGACUCAUGUCAAGGACAACGACAUACCGCUAUACGGCCCUGAUGACGAGGAGAAUAUCCAGAACCUAAAGGAAAGAUAUAUCCCAAGGGAGUUUUGGGGUAUAACGAUAUUCUUCAAUGAGCAGACACUGGAGUCUUGGUAUCCCAAAGUGGACGAGCAUAAACCAUUGCAUCAGCACUUGCAGCCCCUGCAGAUAUUCUCCGUCGCAUUCCCCGAAUUCGACUACUACUGGCAGUUAGAGAUGGACGCCCGGUUCACGGGUCAUGCAUACCACUUCCUUCAACGAGCAAGCGACUUUGCAAAGCAGCAGCCCAGAAAAUACCUAUGGGAAAGGAAUGCAUACUUUUAUAUACCCGGUGCGCAUGGGAGCUGGACGAACUUCCUCACGACAGUCGACGAGUCAAUGGAGAGCAAAGGGAGCAUUUGGGGCCCUGCUCCCCCGGACUCUCUACCAUGGCUGGACCCCGUUGGGCCUGAGCCUCCGGUGGAGUUCCCUGAGGACGAUGAUUAUGAGUGGGGGGCUGGCGAAGAGGCAGAUCUGAUUACUUUUCUUCCAAUAUUUGAUCCAUCCGAUACAACGUGGGUGUUCUCAACCAUGGUCUGGGAUAUUCCCGAGGAUAUACCGCGACGUGCAUCCCCGGUUACCAUGGGUCGAUUCUCCCGUCUCCUACUGCGCUCAAUCCACGAUGCACAAGCGGAUCAAGGGAUCGCACUGGUGUCAGAGAUGACGACCUCAUCCUUCGCAUUAUGGCAUGGUCUGAAAGCCGUCCACGUUCCGCAUCCUCUAUAUGCAGACGGCAAAUGGACGCCGAAAGAGUUGGCAAGGAUGGUAAAUCGGGGUCAGCCGGAGAGAAUCAACAGUGGGCUAGACAGUCUCUGGAAUUGGAACCACAGAUUCGACCAUAUCCUGUAUCGAAUGACUUAUAUGUUCACUGCUCAGGCUUCCGAAGACUUUUACCGCAGAUGGCUAGGCUUUGAAGCAGACCCCAAUCAAUACACCGACGGGAGUUAUCACCAAGAUCCCCAAGGACGGAAUUGGUUUGAUGGUGGUGCUUUACGCGAGGAUUUAUAUGGCCCGCUUUGCUUCCCAUCUAUGCUUCUGCAUCCUGUCAAGAACACCGCCUCUAGAAAGGGAAGUGACAUGGCUGUUCCUGUCUGA
Messenger RNA from Aspergillus puulaauensis, 2013 nucleotides. Its product is annotated as DUF3405 domain-containing protein. The record is from RefSeq and is a predicted model, not a curated record. Lineage: Eukaryota; Fungi; Ascomycota; Eurotiomycetes; Eurotiales; Aspergillaceae. The coding region runs from base 1 to 2013 and encodes 670 amino acids. The transcript is spliced from 4 exons.